Molecule: messenger RNA, 2667 nt
Organism: Coniophora puteana RWD-64-598 SS2
Lineage: Eukaryota; Fungi; Basidiomycota; Agaricomycetes; Boletales; Coniophoraceae
Product: WD40 repeat-like protein
Exons: 7
Coding region: 1-2667 (888 amino acids)
Molecular function (GO): protein binding
Source: RefSeq, a predicted model, not a curated record
AUGAUCGGUAUCUCAGAGGCUCAAGAACAGCUGGUUACUGCGUCCGAAUCGGGCUCAUCACGCACCUCCGAUAGUCAAGAUGGAGAGCCUGCCGCAGAUGAAGGAGAGCUCAAACCAUUCUCGGGCCACAAGGAUAGUAUCCGUGCUAUCGCGUACUCACCGAAUGGCAGAUACAUUGCUACUUGCUCGAAAGAUACUACCAUCCGCAUAUGGAGCAGCAUCACAGGCGAACAGGAUGGGCAGACGUUAGAAGGACAUACAAGCGAUGUCAACACCAUCUCUUACUCCCCGGACGGGAACUCUCUCGUAUCUGGUGGUGACGACGAUACCGUGCGGUUCUGGGAUGUAGGGAACGGUCACACGCAAGCAGAUGAUCCCAUUGCACUGCAUGGAUCGUCCGUGUGGUCGGUCCAGUAUUCACCUAAUGGGAGGCUCGUGGCCAGCGCCGGCUAUGAUGGCUUUCUCAAACUAUGGGACUCGCUCACUCACAAAUUUGUUGCGGAGUUUGAAAAAUAUGCUACCAGCAUCAUUUUCUGUAUCUCCUGGGCACCAGACGGAAAACGUCUCGCAGCUGGCUCAGGUGACAACCGAAUUCACAUCUUCGACGUAGAGAAACGCAAGCUAGCGAUGCCACCAAUUGACAUACACAAGGGCGACGUCAAUGCGGUGGCGUACUCGCCUGACGGUACGUUCUUCGCGAGUGCAUCGGACGACUAUACCGUACGUAUAUGGGGUGCAAAAACGGGAAGGGCUGUCAAAACUCCAUUCAGAAUGAACAAGGGCGCCAAGAGGCAUGUCCUCGGUGUUGCGUGGUCGCCAGAUGGACGGCGUCUCGUCUCUUGCAGUGGGAAGCCUCGCCCGGUUGUAUGGGUCUGGGACGUGGACAAGGGUCAGGCACUCUUCAAUGGUCCCCUUGGGGACCAUCGACACGGCUCGGAUGAUUGGAUUUGGGCGGUUGCAUACUCGCCGGACGGAAAGCGUUUUAUCUCUGCAACGGGAGCAGAUCGACACACUGCCAUCCCGCUAGUUCAGGUUCGGGACGCAAGCACGGGUAAACCAGUGCUUCACCUACUGUCAGACGAAGAAAUGCGCAAAGUUCAAGAACAGGGCCACAGUGAUUCCAGCGAAGAGUUAACUUAUAGCACAGGAAAGAUGCGCGUUGGCGAGACCAUCACCUCUGUCGGAUGGUCCUCUAAUGGACAGCGCUUCGUAAGUGUCGGAGCAGGCGGUAGCAUGCAAACGUGGAGCGCAGAGACUGGGUACCAGGUAAAUGGGGCCAUUUGCGUCAAACCACAGAAUACUGUCAGCGCUGCGUCUGUCUCCGAGUACGGCACAAAAGUGGCGGCGGCUUCAGGCGAUGCUACUAUCAACGUUUUCGAUGUCGAAUCUGGGGAGGCAUUAGUAGGCCCUAUUACGGGUCAUGCUGAUGCGAUUUUAGCUCUAGGUAUGGCUCCUGAUGGUUCGAGGAUCGUUAGCGGAGGCAAAGACAAGACAAUUCGUUUUUGGGACGGGAUCACCGGAAAGAUGGUGUAUGUACUCGAAGCUCAUACGGAAGCAGUCUGCGCGCUUUCGAUCUCUCGAGAUGUAACGAAGCUUGCCAGCGGUUCUGAGGACAACACUAUCAUUAUCUGGGACUGGCAGACUUACGACCGACUUGCUGGCCCAUUCCAUCAUGAUGGCUGUGUUCGCGCUGUCUGCUUCUCACCAGAUGGUUCACGAGUACUUAGCGGAUCCGACGACUGUACUGCUCGAGUUUGGAAAGUUACGACAGGAGAGCUAGCGUUUGACCCCAUCAAGAUGCACUCCGGCUCGGUCGGGGCUGUUGACUGGUCCAGCGAUGGUUCAAGGCUGCUGACUACAGGAACUUAUGACUGGACGAUCUGUGUUUGGGAUGCGACGACGGGAGGGCGCAUCCAUGAGCCACUCGAAGGGCACGACGCUGGUGUCAAGACUGCCGCUUUCUCUCCUGAUUGCAAGCGUAUCCUCAGUGGCUCGAUGGAUGGCACACUAUGCGUAUGGGAUGUGGAGACUGGUAAAAUCCUGUUGGACAAAACGGAGCUGGACAAUCAGAGCGAGUCAAACAGCGACACUCAUAGCCUAGAAGCACAGCAAGAAGGAAUAUCCGCGGAAAGGCGUCACAGGAUGCGACAGCAUUCGGAUGACAGCAUAAUGAACAUGCCGGCCACCAUCUCGCGUAGGAAGCAAGGAAACCAGGGUAGAGGCUUCUGGGAUGACAUAGAUCACGAAGGCGGGCACGGCGCCCGAUCUCAGAAGACUGUCAAGAAGCGCGAGCGCAAACCCAGCUGGUUGGGGAACAUGUGGCGUUCUCCGCGCAAUAGUUCAACUUCAAAAGGGAACACAGCGCGCAAGGGGAAGAACUCAGCUGGAAACACCACUGAGAGGCACGCCAUGCGCCACGUCCACCGUACCGAAGCCAGAGAUGUGGCGCCCGCUCGCGACAAGCUGCGCGUACUUGCAGCGGGAGACAAUCCACGUGGGGCCAGACGCAACUCGCACGAGGACCCGGGGUCGGAUGGCGGGAGCAAUUCGCCUACAGAACCAUCCGAUCCCAACCAACCUCAUGCUGAUCUGAGCGACGACGAUACAAGCGUGCACGGUUUAAUCGACACUGUGUGCUUUUGUCUCUGCUUGCCGUGUUGCAAGUAA